AUGUCCAGCGCACCCAACGUCCUCCUCUUCGCCACGGGCUCCGUCGCGACGAUCAAGCUGCCACAGCUCGUCACGUCGCUGCUGGCGCACCGCCUCAGCCUGCGCGUGAUCAUCUCCCCCUCCGCCGAGCGAUUCCUGAGCGCGGGUGACCUCACCGCGCUCUCCUCCGCCGUCCCGGUCUACCGCAACGAAGACGAAUGGGCGCAGCCGUGGCAGCGCGGCGACCCAGUGCUUCACAUCGAGCUUCGGAAAUGGGCGGACCUGCUUUUGAUCGCGCCGCUAUCGGCGAACUCACUCGCGCGCAUGGCGGGCGGUCUGUGCGACGGGCUGGGACUGAGUGUUGUCCGGGCCUGGGAUGGUGUGGCGCGCCGCCGGAAAAUGAUUCUUGUCGCGCCCGCGAUGAAUACGCAGAUGUAUCUGCACCCGUUGACGGAGGAGCAGCUGGCCAAGCUGCGCUCGUGGGGCUGGAUCAAUGUGCUGCCGCCCGUACAGAAGCUGCUGGCUUGUGGCGAUAUGGGCAUAGGCGGCAUGAUGGAGGUGGCGGAUAUUGUGGCACAUGUUGUUGCAGAGCUGGGGCUUGACACUCCAGGUCCUUAA
Molecule: messenger RNA, 597 nt
Organism: Tricharina praecox
Lineage: Eukaryota; Fungi; Ascomycota; Pezizomycetes; Pezizales; Pyronemataceae
Exons: 2
Coding region: 1-597 (198 amino acids)
Biological process (GO): coenzyme A biosynthetic process
Cellular component (GO): phosphopantothenoylcysteine decarboxylase complex
Molecular function (GO): phosphopantothenoylcysteine decarboxylase activity; FMN binding
Source: RefSeq, a predicted model, not a curated record